AUGGGUUUGCCGCAGAUUGUUUCAAAUGAGGAAGCUCAUGAAGCUUUGUCGUCUGCUUCAAGUUGCAGUCUUUCUCAAAGUCUGCCGGUAAAUGCCACUUCAGGUGAUUUUGACGGUAUUAACAGAGAUAGCGAGGGAACAUUGGAAUCUUCGGAGUUUAGAGAUGAUCCGUGGAGAUAUAAUCAUGGCACUCGGCUUGUUACCUCAUUAUGUGCUCACGAACCAAGUUAUGCCAAGGAUAAGGUUAAUUGGAGUAGGACUGAAGUUAGAAGGAUAGUUGGUUUCAAAUCUAGUGAAACUAGCUCACCGAGUAAUGAAUACACAAGUAUCARUGUUAAUCGCACUAGUGGAUCAAGUGAAGUAGAUAUUACUGGUGGAUCGUUAGUCAGGAAACGGGUAAGCUCUCCUCUGAAUACGCUUUUCCCCGAGAAAUUUAGAGGCGACACGCUUGAUAUCAGCUGCAGCAACCAACAAAUGACUUCUGCCAGUCUUUCUAAUGGAUUCUACAUUCCCAUUGCACAAGAUCACAAAAAGGCCAAUAUAUCCGAUAGACUACAUCUCUCUACCAUGUCUACAACCACUUCUACUUGCCGUGAAUGGGGAAGUGAUUCGUCACACAGGAGUAAACUUUCAUCUAUCUUUUUCACGGAUGGUCCAUUGCUCGACUCCAAUGAUCUGCAGCACACAAAAGGUGUAGCUUGCUUAUAUUCACCAGUACCCGCUAAGCCGUUACCAUGCUACAAGAAUAUAUCUGUCUCUCCGCCACUUUCUCUGUCACCUCUUGGCCCGAGAUUUUCCGAGAGAAUAAAAGCUCUACGAGGGGGCGUAGAUGGGAAGAUUUUCGAAGAUGGUGUUUGUGUAAGGAAUAUCGGUGAAGAAGCAGAACUCCGGACUGGUCAUAGAUUGUUUGAUGAUGCUAAUGGUAUCCAGAGAGCAUUUUCUAUGGAUAGAGCUAUUGAAUCAAUUCCUACAUGUCCAUGUAAUAGGUUCAGUAGAAGCUUGAGUGGACGUCCCAUUCGAAGGUCAUUGAUUGGUUCUUUUGAAGAAUCCCUCUUGUCAGGAAGAUUAUCAUAUGGGCAAACGAAUCAGAAUAUCGACGGGUUUCUUGCAAUUCUUAGUAUUGCUGGUGGAAACAUCUCUCCAAAAUCACAGAAGCUUCCAUUCUCAGUAACAAGUGUUGGUGAUGAUUGCUUCUUACUAUACUAUGCCUCCAUAGAUCUCUCUGGAGGAGCUUUGCCAAACAAAUUAUGGGGUCAGAAAAUGAAAACGAAUCAAAACAACUCUGAUCCUCAGACCAUUAAUAGUCGGUUGCGGAUCCCUAUGAAGGGUCGGAUUCAACUGGUUUUGAGUAACCCUGAAAAGACACCUCUUCACACUUUCCUCUGUAACUAUGACUUAACUGAUAUGCCACUCGGUACAAAGACUUUCCUGAGGCAAAAGGUUACUCUGGCCUCUUCUGUUCCGACAAAAGCCAAAAACUCCAUAGAUCCAGACCAAGUUCUUGCAACUAAAUCAAGGAAAGGAUCUGAUUCAGUUGAUGAAUUACAUUCGCCGAGUGAGUGCGAGAACAAGAAAUGCCGUGAGACUUACAAAGAAACAAGAGAAUGCUGUUCGAAAUCUGCAGUUUUACGAUACGCCCUUCAUCUGAAAUUUCUCUGCCCUUCACGCAAGAAAGCUUCAAAAAUAGGUCAGAAGAAAAACUUGAAUGAUGAUGAAGAGAGGAGAUUCUAUUUAUACAAUGACUUGAGAGUUGUGUUUCCUCAAAGACACACAGAUUCUGAUGAAGGAAAGUUGAAUGUGGAGUAUCAUUACCCAGAGAAUCCAAGAUACUUCGACGUAACCAAUUAA
Molecule: messenger RNA, 1848 nt
Organism: Arabis nemorensis
Lineage: Eukaryota; Viridiplantae; Streptophyta; Magnoliopsida; Brassicales; Brassicaceae
Source: the annotation of a GenBank genome assembly